Molecule: messenger RNA, 7777 nt
Organism: Ochotona princeps (American pika)
Lineage: Eukaryota; Metazoa; Chordata; Mammalia; Lagomorpha; Ochotonidae
Gene: RIMS2
Product: regulating synaptic membrane exocytosis 2
Exons: 27
Coding region: 195-4919 (1574 amino acids)
Biological process (GO): positive regulation of synaptic transmission; intracellular protein transport; regulation of membrane potential
Cellular component (GO): presynaptic membrane; cytoskeleton of presynaptic active zone
Molecular function (GO): small GTPase binding; transmembrane transporter binding
Source: RefSeq, a predicted model, not a curated record
CGGCGCUCGCCCUCCCCUCCCCUCCCCCCGCUCUUUCUUUCUUGGGGGAGGGGGGCUGUCGCCUCGGAUUGAAGGCCAUUGAUUUGUAUGUAUUUGUCCCAGCGCCGGAGGCUGCCCCAGCCGCCCGUGCAGGUGCCGCCGCUGCCAGUGGAGUUGCCUCCCUGCUUCCCUAGGGUGGUGCGGCUCCACCAAACAUGUCGGCUCCUGUCGGGCCCCGGGGCCGCCCGGCUCCCACCCAGGCGGGUUCGCAACCGCCGCCGCAGCCCGAGAUGCCCGACCUCAGCCACCUCACUGAGGAGGAGAGGAAAAUCAUCCUCGCUGUCAUGGAUCGGCAGAAGAAAGAAGAGGAGAAGGAGCAGUCCGUGCUCAAAAAACUGCAUCAACAGUUUGAAAUGUACAAGGAGCAGGUAAAGAAGCUGGGAGAAGAAUCACAGCAACAGCAAGAGCAGAAGGGUGAUGCUCCGACCUGUGGGAUCUGCCACAAAACAAAGUUUGCCGAUGGAUGUGGCCAUAACUGUUCCUAUUGCCAAACAAAGUUCUGUGCCCGUUGUGGAGGCCGAGUAUCAUUACGCUCAAACAAGGUCAUGUGGGUAUGUAAUUUGUGCCGAAAACAACAAGAAAUCCUCACUAAAUCAGGAGCGUGGUUUUAUAACAGUGGGUCUAAUACAGCACAGCAACCUGAGCAAAAGGCUCUUCGAGGACCGCGAAGUGAGGAGGCCCCUCGGGAGAAGAAAGCAAAGCUGCAUGAGCAGGCCCAGUUCCAAGGACCCCCAGGUGACUUAUCUGUACCUGCAGUGGAGAAAAGUCGAUCUCAUGGGCUCACAAGACAGGAUUCUAUUAAAAAUGGGUCAGGAGUGAAGCACCAAAUUGCCAGUGACAUAGCUGCAGACAGGAAAAGAAGUCCAUCAGUGUCCAGAGAUCAGAAUAGACGAUACGACCAACGGGAAGAAAGAGAGGAAUAUUCACAGUAUGCCACUUCAGAUAGCGCAAUGCCUAGGUCUCCAUCAGAUUAUGCUGAUAGGCGAUCUCAACGUGAUCCUCAGUUUUAUGAAGAGUCUGAUCAUAUGAACUAUAGGGACUCCAACAGGAGAAGUCACAGGCAUUCCAAAGAGUAUAUUGUAGAUGAUGAAGAUGUGGAGAGUAGAGACGAGUAUGAACGACAAAGGAGAGAGGAGGAAUACCAGGCACGCUACCGAAGUGAUCCAAAUUUGGCUCGCUAUCCAGUUAAACCUCAACCUUACGAAGAGCAAAUGCGUAUCCAUGCUGAAGUGUCCCGAGCGCGGCAUGAGAGACGGCAUAGUGAUGUUUCUUUGGCAAAUGCUGAACUGGAAGAUUCCAGAAUUUCUAUGCUAAGGAUGGAUCGACCAUCAAGGCCAAGAUCUAUAUCUGAACGUAGAGCUGCCAUGGAAAAUCAGAGAUCUUAUUCAAUGGAAAGAACUCGAGAAAUUCAGGGACCAAGUUCAUAUCCACAAAGGACCACAAACCAUAGUCCUCCUACACCACGGAGGAGUCCAAUUCCCAUGGAUCGACCAGACAUGAGGCGUACUGACUCACUGAGGAAGCAGCACCACUUGGAUCCCAGCUCCGCUGUACGGAAAACAAAACGGGAAAAAAUGGAAGCGAUGUUAAGGAAUGAUUCUCUGAGCUCUGACCAGUCAGAGUCAGUGAGACCUCCACCACCAAAGCCUCAUAAAUCAAAGAAAGGAGGUAAAAUGCGACAGGUUUCUUUGAGCAGUUCAGAGGAGGAAUUGGCUUCCACGCCUGAAUACACGAGUUGUGAUGAUGUUGAGAUUGAAAGUGAGAGUGUAAGUGAAAAAGGGGACAGUCAAAAGGGAAAAAGAAAAACUAGUGAGCAGGCAGUUUUGUCGGACUCUAACACCAGGUCUGAGAGACAAAAGAAAAUGAUGUGCUUUGGUGGCCACUCUUUGGAAGAGGAUUUGGAAUGGUCUGAGCCUCAGAUUAAGGAUUCUGGGGUAGAUACCUGUAGUAGCACAACCCUUAACGAGGAGCAUAGCCGUAGUGAGAAGCACCCUGUGACCUGGCAGCCAUCUAAAGAUGGAGAUCGCUUGAUUGGCCGUAUUUUAUUACACAAACGUCUGAAAGAUGGAAGUGUACCUAGAGAUUCAGGAGCAAUGCUUGGCCUGAAGGUAGUAGGAGGGAAGAUGACUGAAUCAGGUCGGCUUUGUGCAUUCAUUACCAAAGUUAAAAAAGGAAGCUUAGCUGAUACUGUAGGACAUCUUAGACCAGGUGAUGAAGUUUUAGAAUGGAAUGGAAGGUUGUUGCAAGGAGCCACAUUUGAGGAAGUGUACAAUAUCAUUCUGGAAUCCAAACCUGAACCACAAGCGGAACUUGUUGUUUCAAGGCCUAUUGGAGAUAUACCUAGAAUACCGGAGAGCACACAUGCCCAGCUGGAAUCCAGUUCUAGCUCCUUUGAAUCUCAAAAAAUGGAUCGUCCUUCUAUCUCUGUUACCUCUCCUAUGAGUCCUGGCAUGUUGAGGGAUGUCCCACAGUUCUUAUCUGGACAACUUUCAAUAAAACUAUGGUUUGACAAGGUUGGUCACCAACUCAUAGUUACAAUUUUGGGAGCAAAGGAUCUCCCUUCCAGGGAAGAUGGGCGGCCAAGGAAUCCUUAUGUUAAAAUUUACUUUCUUCCAGACAGAAGCGAUAAAAACAAGAGAAGAACUAAAACUGUGAAGAAAACAUUAGAACCUAAAUGGAAUCAAACAUUCAUUUAUUCUCCAGUUCACCGAAGAGAGUUUCGGGAACGAAUGCUUGAAAUAACUCUUUGGGAUCAAGCUCGAGUUCGAGAGGAAGAAAGUGAAUUCUUAGGAGAGAUUUUGAUUGAGUUAGAAACAGCAUUAUUAGAUGAUGAGCCACAUUGGUACAAACUUCAGACCCAUGAUGUGUCUUCAUUGCCGCUUCCUCGCCCCUCUCCAUACAUGCCUCGAAGACAACCCCAUGGGGAAAGCCCAACGCGGAGGUUGCAAAGGUCAAAGAGAAUAAGUGACAGUGAAGUCUCUGACUAUGACUGUGAUGAUGGAAUUGGCGUUGUGUCAGAUUAUCGACACAAUGGUAGAGACCUUCAGAGCUCAACAUUAUCAGUUCCAGAACAAGUGAUGUCAUCAAACCAUUGUUCACCGUCAGGAUCUCCUCACAGAGUAGAUGUUAUAGGAAGGACUAGAUCAUGGUCACCCAGUGUCCCUCCUCCACAAAGUCGGAAUGUGGAACAGGGACUUCGAGGGACCCGAACAACUCCCGGACAUUAUAAUACAAUUAGCCGAAUGGAUAGACACCGUGUCAUGGAUGAUCACUACUCUCCAGACAGAGACAGUCAUUUUCUUACUCUACCUCGCUCCAGAUACAGUAAGACCUUUGAACAUCAUCACAGGGAUGGCAGGGAUUGCGAAGCAGCAGAUAGACAGCCAUAUCACAGAUCCAGAUCAACAGAACAACGGCCUCUCCUUGAGCGGACCGCCACCCGCUCCAGAUCCACUGAGCGUCCUGACACAAACCUCAUGAGGUCGAUGCCUUCAUUAAUGACUGGAAGAUCUGCCCCUCCUUCACCUGCCUUAUCGAGGUCUCAUCCUCGUACUGGGUCUGUGCAAACAAGCCCAUCAAGUACUCCAGUGGCAGGACGAAGGGGCCGCCAGCUACCGCAGCUGCCACCAAAGGGAACGCUGGAGAGAAGUGCUAUGGAUAUAGAGGAGAGAAAUCGCCAAAUGAAAAUUAACAAAUACAAACAGGUAGCCGGAUCAGAUUCCAGACUGGAACAAGAUUACCAUUCAAAGUAUCGAUCAGGAUGGGAUCCUCAUAGAGGGGCAGAUAACAUUUCCACUAAAUCUUCGGACAGUGAUGUAAGUGAUAUAUCUGCGGUUUCAAGGACUAGUAGUGCUUCUCAUUUCAGCAGCACAAGCUACAUGUCUGUCCAAUCGGAACGGCCAAGAGGAAACAAGAAGAUCAGUGUCUUUACCUCCAAAAUGCAAAGCAGACAAAUGGGCAUGUCUGGGAAAAACAUGACUAAGAGCACCAGCAUCAGCGGAGACAUGUGCUCGCUGGAGAAGAACGAUGGCAGCCAAUCCGACACCGCCGUGGGCGCCUUGGGCACCAGUGGCAAAAAGCGGCGCUCUAGCAUCGGGGCCAAAAUGGUAGCUAUUGUUGGUCUGUCACGGAAAAGUCGCAGCGCUUCUCAGCUCAGCCAAACGGAAGCAGGUGGUAAAAAAUUACGGAGCACUGUCCAGAGAAGUACGGAGACAGGUCUGGCAGUGGAGAUGAGGAACUGGAUGACUCGACAAGCCAGCCGAGAAUCUACAGAUGGCAGCAUGAACAGCUACAGCUCGGAAGGAAAUCUGAUUUUCCCUGGUGUCCGCUUGGCCUCUGACAGCCAAUUCAGUGAUUUCCUGGAUGGCCUUGGGCCUGCUCAGCUGGUGGGACGCCAGACCCUGGCUACACCUGCAAUGGGUGACAUUCAGGUAGGCAUGAUGGACAAAAAGGGACAGUUGGAGGUGGAAAUCAUUCGGGCCCGUGGCCUUGUUGUAAAACCAGGUUCCAAGACACUGCCAGCACCAUACGUAAAGGUGUAUCUCUUAGAUAAUGGAGUCUGCAUAGCCAAAAAGAAAACAAAAGUGGCAAGAAAAACGCUGGAACCUCUUUAUCAGCAGCUGUUAUCUUUUGAAGAGAGUCCCCAAGGAAAAGUUUUACAGAUUAUCGUCUGGGGAGAUUAUGGUCGCAUGGAUCACAAAUCCUUCAUGGGAGUGGCUCAGAUACUUUUAGAUGAACUGGAACUAUCCAACAUGGUGAUUGGAUGGUUUAAACUUUUUCCGCCCUCCUCCCUAGUAGAUCCAACAUUGGCCCCUCUGACAAGAAGAGCCUCCCAGUCAUCUCUGGAAAGUUCAACUGGACCUUCCUACUCUCGCUCAUAGCAGCUGUAAAACUUUUGUCACAGCAACCAGCGUUCCAAAAAAAAAAAAAAAAAAAAAAAAAAUCACAGGUCGCCAACCCUGGUAACACUGCAUGCUUAAUGUUGUGUCUUCUGAGCCUGUUUCUAGGGAUACGAAGCGAUCCUGUGUUCUCAGAGGAAGUCGCACACAUUGUGCCCUAACGACGGCCCUCAGGUGAAGAACUAUCAGGUGUGGAGUUCAGUGACACUCAUUUUUGGUCCAAUCUGAAGCCAUGGAUUAAUCUCAAAGAAUCAGUCAGUUUCAUGCAACAAAAGCCCUUUUCAAUGGCACCUUUAUAUUUUUAUCUUACCUUUUUCUUCAUUUAUCUGACCCCAAAGCCCUGUUAUGCCACAGACAUGGAGUUGUAUAACCAUUAAGCCAUGUUACAGAUCAAGGAGACAAGUCCUAGGAAGCAUCAGGUGAAAAGCCUAAGACCAAAGAACUGGUCAGUAACAGUCCCUCUCUGGAUGGUGAAACAGAGUGGUCAGUCCAGAAGGGAGAGAGACCGACUGGGGAGCGCCGGCGGACACCUCCUUCACCAAUGCCAAGACACAUUGGACUCUGGAAACAAGAUCUGUGGCAACACUGGACUGAAUGAAAUUAAAGAAACUCUUUUUGCAUGGACACAGAUUAGCUGAAUACAUAAAUUAUUUUCUUGGGGCUGCAACUUGCAAAAAAGAAUAAAACUCAGCCAUUUUCAACAAUUUAUAUUAUUUUUAAAAAUAAAUUUCACUAGUGCAUGGUUUUAAAGGGGGUGAGAAUGCAACAGGGUGAUACAAAGACAGACCAUGUUUAUUCUUUAAACUACGCAUAGUCUGUGUUUUGGCAGACAUCACAAACGAAAGUACUUUCUAAAAAAUACUGAAAAUUCUGUUUCUGUGACAAAUAAGUAUAAUAUACUCAAUUUAUUUCCAUGUUAAAUAUACAAGUCUUAUGAAGUUCAAUAUGUGCAAAUUUUUCACAUCUUCUUUCAUCUUCUCUGUCUCACUUUUCCUAUUGUCCCUCUUUUACUCUUUUAAUUUCUCUCUCCUUACCAGAAUGAACCAUAUGCUAAAAGCUUACUAAGUUUUCAUCUGAUCCUCUCUUAUACCCCAUGUUUAAUUCAGAACUGUCAGUGCUUCUGAAUUUAUGAAUUUCUCAAGGAAAAACAACUAUUUAAGAGCUUUCUUUAUUUCAAGCAUGUUGAAAAGGAUUUUGCAACAUGACUUGGGAGUACAUUAAAGUAAGUCAGCAUGUAUUUGACGAAGAAGAUAUUUGAACUUUUGCAAUUUAUUGUACAGUGCAUGGUAAUUUUUUUCACCUUCAAAAUUCAGUUUACAGGAAAUUCCUAAAAUCAUGUGGCCAUUGUGAUGUCUAAUGAGUUUAUUUUUAGCACCAGCAUUAUUCAUACAGGGGUUAAAGUAUUAUUUAUAGGAGGUCGUAGGUUUUGUUUGUUUUUUAAUCAGUUAAAGCAAUUUCUUUAGCCAGUUUUCCAUUUCCUAUGUGAAUAGAAACAAUGCUGAAAAUUUGGAGCCCCCAAACACAGGGCUGUUUAUUAAUUCAUUUUUCUGUAGUAAAAAUUCAAUUUUUCACAAAUUAUAUUUCUAAAGAAAUAUAGUAAGCAUAAAUUUGCAACAAUUUUAAAGCUCCAAUUUUUAGGUGACUCAAAAAAGUCAGUAUGCCUAUUGAUAGUUCCUUGAUGCCAUCACCAAAAGUCUCCAAGAAAAAUCCCUCAAGUCACAACCCCUGCCUUUGCUUUCACAGACAUUGGGUGGUGCUGCAAGGUCAACUUUCUCCCCAAUUCCCCUAUUUGGAGGAAAAGUCACUGGUUAUUGUAAUAAGCCACCCAUAUUUUCAUGUUGUUAAUGCAUAUUUUAAUUAUUCAUACAUUGUUAUGAAUUAAGUUCCUUGUAAUAAUUUUUGAAGUCCACAUGCAUUCUGUUUAGUUUGAUUAAGGCCAUGCACAAAAUUUGUCUUCUUUGCUUUUGCUCUUUUUUUUUUUUAGUCAGUGCUGACCAUUAAAAACUAUCAUGCUUGAUAUGGUGCAAAAGUUAAAAAUGAGUAUCACUAAAAAUGCCUUCUCUUUAUGUGGUGCAAUAUGAAACCCACCCAGCCUGUGUCUUGAUGUUCUGUUACAUGCGAUGGACCCAGGUAAAAUUAUUAAAAGAAAGGAGAAAACUGUAUCGAAGUAAUUUAGACACCUGUGUACCAGCAGCAAUUGAUUUAAAUAGGCCUGUGAUGUCUACACUACCCCCUUAGAAUAAAGGUUAACCAUUCUCCUGAUAGUAAGUUGCAGUCACAUAAUCUUUUGUGCAUAUUCCUAUACAAAUUAUUUCUAAUUUUAAUAAGAAGGACAUAACUGUGUGGAAUAUUUGUACAUACUUGUCGUUAUGCAGUAUUUAUUUAAAAGUUGGUGUACUUUGUGUUUUUUUGUUUGUCUUUUUAAAUUUUCACAUGUCUGCACCUCAACUAUGAUUUAGUCAUGUAAAUAACACCAUGCCAGUGACCAUUGCUGCCCUGUACAUAGUAUGUUUUCAAAGUAAAGGGAAUUUCAGUUGGGGGGAAAAAGGGAGGAUUAGUCCUGUAACCAACACACCAACUAAUGUAAAUCAAAUUCAUUCUGGUGAUGGUAUUAACACUUUAAAUAAAACAUUUUCUUUACAGACGGUGUGUGAAGUGCUUUCUCUGACUUCUCCCCUGCCACAGCUUAUGCUUGACCUCAUUUGUCGUUGAAAGACUAUAAAAUCAUCCUUUCCUAACUCUGCAUAGGCUAUGGUCUUAGCUAAAAGUCCUCAGGAGAGCAUUGCUUUGCGGUCCCUGAAGCUCUCUGCUCACAUCAUUGGAAGAUGCUAGUUUUUUUG